UACCAGUGAGGUGAACGGAAGUAGAUGGAAACAGGAAGGCCAGAGUGGUUCUGACAGCAACAAAACAUCUGUUGUUGGACAGCCACCUCUUAAAAAAAGAAAAGAAAAGAAAGAAAAAAAACCGCUUCUGUUGAAUAUUAUUACUAUUAUUAUUAUUUUAGUUUUGGUACAGACAUAGAUGUUAAAUCAACAUGGUUCAUCAGAAGCUUCUUCUAACCACGUCGAAACUGCUGCUGCUACUUUUCUCCUUUCUUCUUCUUCCUCCGGCUGUCGCCGAUCGCCGGCGGCCAGCAGCCCGGAGUGCCGGUGCCUCGGAGGGGGAAACAGCAGAAACUUAUGACAAAUACUACAAUUACGGGAACCUGACCGAACGGCUCCGGUCUUUGGCGCAGAGUCACCCUCACAUCGCGAACCUGUCGAGCAUAGGUCAGUCCGUUAACGGCAGGGAGCUGUGGGUGAUGCGGAUCACGCUGGACCCCGACAGGGACUCACCGGGGAGACCCAAGUUUAAAUACGUCGGGAACAUGCAUGGAGACGAGACCGUGUCCAGACAGGUGCUGAUUUACCUGGUGGAGUAUUUGCUGAMCCAGUAUGGAGUGGACCCCCGCAUUAUGGAGCUGGUGAACAGCACGGACAUCUACAUCCUGCCCAGCAUGAACCCAGACGGCUUUGAGAGGUCCAAGGAGGGGGACUGUGAAGGGGAGAACGGGGGUCGAGCGAACUCCAAAUUCAAGGAUCUGAACAGGAGCUUUCCAGACCAGUUUGAUGGGACCUCUGAGGACCCGAGCACAAUACCUGAGGUCAUGGCUGUCAUCAGAUGGAUUAAGGAGAAAAAGUUUGUUCUGUCGGCAAACCUGCAUGGUGGGACGGUGGUUGCCAGUUACCCCUUCGAUGACUCGGCCUCCCACCGGAGAGAGGGUUUCUACAGCCGGUCGGAGGAUGACAGCUUGUUUCGGUACUUGGCCCUGGUGUAUGCUAAGAAUCACCCUGUGAUGAAGACUGGUCAACCCAACUGUCCCGGAAGCCCUGGAGAAAACUUUAAAGAUGGCAUAACGAACGGGGCUCACUGGUAUGACGUACCAGGAGGAAUGCAGGACUACAACUAUGUGUAUGGAAAUUGUCUUGAAAUCACCAUGGAGCUGAGCUGCUGCAAACAUCCCCCUGCUUCUGAGCUCCAUAAGGAAUGGGAUCUUAACAGGGAAUCCCUCAUAGCCUACAUAGAAACGGUGCACAUUGGCGUCCGCGGGUUUGUAAAAGAUGCAGUCAGCGGCGCCGGCCUCAGCAAUGUCACCAUUGCAGUGGCAGGGAUUGGCCACAACGUGACCAGUGCAAAAUACGGGGACUAUUACCGCCUUCUGCUUCCAGGGACGUACAACAUCACAGCUGCGACUCCAGGGUACUUGUCAAUGACAGUCAACGGUGUUCAAGUCAUGGAGGGUAAAACCACUGAACAUAACUUUACUCUGUCACCUGUGGUUGAAGAAACUGAAGGUAGCACCACCCUAACUACGACCUCAAAGCCGUCCACUAGUCGGCCAACGACUACAGUCUCUUCUAACGUAAACACCACUCACACUCCGGUGGUUACUACUGAAGGAAACAAAAACACCCCACCCGUUCACCAGCCUAUCCAGCCCAAAGAAUUCCGUCACCACAACUAUGCCGACAUGGAGCUUUUCUUACGCAAGUACAACAGCGAGUUCUCCUCCAUUACCAGCCUUUCUUCUAUUGGCCGCUCCGUGAAAGAUCGGGAGCUGUAUGUGAUGAUCAUCUCUGAUAACCCAAACAUUCACGAGCAUGGUGAACCAGAGUUUAAGUACGUGGCCAACAUGCAUGGAAAUGAAGUGGUGGGUCGAGAGUUGUUGCUCAACCUCAUUGAGUAUCUGUGCCGCAACUAUGGUACCGACCCAGAGGUCACCUGGCUGGUUAGCAAUACCCGCAUUCACAUCAUGCCCUCCAUGAAUCCUGAUGGCUAUGAGGAAGCCACUGAAGGUGACAUGAAGAGCUACAAAGGACGCAACAACAGCAACAAAUAUGACCUGAACCGCAACUUUCCUGACCAGUUUGUCACCAUCACUGAUCCCAGGCAGCCAGAGACUGAGGCUGUAAUGAAAUGGGCGAAGAGCAUACCUUUUGUUCUGUCUGCCAACCUCCAUGGAGGGUCCAUGGUGGUCAACUACCCUUUUGAUGAUGACAAAGAAGGAAUUAGUCAUUACAGCAAGUCACCUGAUGAUGAGGUCUUUAAGCAAAUUUCAAGAGCAUACUCAGAGCAAAAUCCCAUUAUGCACAGUGGACACCYUUGUGAGGAAUUGUACCCUCAAGAGUAUUUCGAGGAUGGCAUCACUAAUGGUGCUCAGUGGUACACAGUUCCUGGUGGCAUGCAGGACUGGAACUAUGUCAACACCAACUGCUUUGAGGUGACCAUUGAGCUGGGCUGUGUCAAGUACCCCUGGGCUAAGGACCUGCCAACAUACUGGGAACAAAACUGGCGAGCCAUGCUGAAGUUCAUCCAGCAGGUUCACACUGGAAUAAAGGGUACAGUUAGUGACUUUAGAGAUGGUACAGGUAUUCCUAACGUCACCAUCAGCGUGGAUGGAAUUGACCACAAUAUCACUACGGCUGAGACUGGAGACUACUGGAGACUGCUGGUACCUGGGACCUACUCUGUCACCGCCUCUGCCCCAGGCUACAAACCUAUGUUGAUCUACGUCACGGUCUCGAAUGAUCGAGCAGAGGUACUGGACUUCAGACUGACUCGAUUUGACUCAAACAUUAACGGCCAGUCUACCAGUGGUCCCCAGACCACACCGAGCCCAUCUGAAAAGGAGCUCCAGGUCCUAAUCCAUGAGCUCUCUCUAAACGAAGGUUUGAAGCAGCUGGUCGAGAACACAGCCACUGACAACAGCCUCCACUACAGAGGCUUUAAAGACAUGUCCGACAUCUUGAGAGGCCUCACGCUCAACUUUGCCAAUAUUACCAAACUACACAAUUUGAGCCAAAGUGUGGAGCACAGAACAAUUUAUGCGCUUGAAAUCUCCAGCAAACCAGAAGACACUGAGCCAUCUAAACCAAAGAUCCGCUUUGUGGCAGGGCUCCAUGGGAAUGCACCGGUGGGCACAGAGCUGCUGCUGGAGUUCGCUGCCUUCCUGUGCAUCAACUACCACAAGAACACAGCCAUCGCCAAGCUCAUAAAUGAGACUCGAAUUUUUAUCGUGCCAUCCGUCAACCCCGACGGCCGAGAACAGGCUAGUAAGAAUCAGUGCACGUCCACCCAGGGCCUGGCCAACUCUAACGGCGUGGAUCUAGACAGAGACUUUUUUGGCAAUGAAUCACAACGCAUGAGUGAUCCCCAACCUGAGACGAAAGCGAUGAUGAACUUCAUUCAAAACGGAGACUUCACUCUGUCUGUAACUCUGGAUGGAGGUGGCCUGGUUGUCACCUACCCUUAUGACAARCCUGUUCAAACUGUUGAAAAUGAGGCCACGUUGAAGUACCUGGCGAAGACGUAUGCCGACAACCACCCAAAGAUGCGUCUCGGAGAUACUUCUUGUUCUAACAAUGGCCAAAUGGGCAGCAUCCCAGGAGGAGUUAUGAAAGCAGCAGAGAAACAAAGUCACAUGGGGAGCAUGAAGGACUUCAGUAUGGACUUUGGACACUGUCCKGAAAUCACAGUGUAUACAGGCUGCUGUUUGUUCCCUCCUGUUGAUCAGCUGGUCACACUCUGGAACGAGAACAAGAAGGCUCUCCUCAGCAUGUUGGUGGAGGUUCAUAAAGGAGUACGUGGCUUGGUGAAGGACAGAAGUGGGAAACCAAUCACUGGCGCAAGCAUCGUCCUGAACAGAAAAAUGAAAAUCUUCAUCUCCCAGGGAGGCUACUUCCACGUACUCCUCGCUCCUGGCAACUACAGUAUUGAAGCCAUUGCUGAUGGAUAUCAGCAACAACAGUUUACGGUCGAGGUGUCUCCUUAUCAAGCUGCUAGCUACAUCAUCAUUGAUUUUGACUUUGACAAGAGCAUCUUUGGAUUGCCCAGGGAGUUUGUUGUGGCAUGUGCAGCGGCUGCCAUGACCGCGCUGGUGAUUACGGCGUGCAUCAUCUGGUGCGUGUGCGCGGCCAAGUCCAAUCGUCAGAAAGAUGGCUUCCACCGCUUGCGGCAGCACCACGACGAAUACGACGACGAGAUACGGCUCAACUCCAUGGGCUCCAAGAAAUCCCUGCUCGCCAACGAGUUUCAGGACGAGAGUGAAAGUGAAGAGGAGACGCUGUAUGCCAACAAAAUCUAAAAGACUCUCUGCACCAGUUUGGCUCAGUGUUUUAUUUUAAUUUUGUUUGUUUUUUUUUUGUUUUGUUUUUUUUUGACCUCCCACUAGAUUUGAACCUUUUGCCAACAUGGAACUAAAUGGACUCAAGAAUGAGCAGCUUCUGUUUUUAUAUGAAAAACUCGAAGCAUAUUUUUCCGUUAUGCCUUUAAGUUUUUAGGUCUGGCUUCUUCCCACUUCAGUGCUGCUAAAUCAGAGAAUCCUUUAGGACAAAGGGUUCAUGUUUGRUUUCUGGUUGACUAAACAGCUCUCAUUCAUUUAUUUUUUAUUUUUCACACAGUUGUUUCCAAGCCGUUUAAAGCUAUUACUUGGUCAUUAUUUGUCCUGCCUGCCUCACAGGUCAAGCCAUCACGUCCAAAUGAACUUUUUAUUAGUGUCUCCAGAAACUUACAAAUGUCAUCAUCAGUAGGUAUUUAUUUGAACACCACUUAAAGCUAGAUGAAUUUUUUUUUUUUUUGGUGUAAAAUAGUAAAGUUACGCUAAAAUGUCAGCAUAUGUCAGAACGACUCCAUCACUCUGUGCCUUGGCUUCUAUAGAUUUUAAAGUUCCAGUUAGGUUGUCAGAAGAAGCAGAUAGAACUGUAUUAUAUAUAAUUAUGUGAUAACAAUAAUUUUUUGAUCCAUUCUAAACUCAGGUUUCUAAAAGGAGGAAAUUGCGCUCAAGCAAAUGCUAAAUUCCAAUAUUCAUACCUUUUUUUUUUUUUUUGCACAGAGAACUUAAACUAAAUAAUCCCGCUUUGGGAGUUUUUUUUUCAGUAGGUUAAACUUUCAAAAUCUGAGAAUCUAAUUCUGAGCUUAAAUGAAACUUUGCCUUGUGAGUGGAUGGUGUUUUAAUGUAUUUACAGGGAUUGUUGCUCCCAUUAUCACUGGCCAUGAYAACAAAUGUUGAACCUAAAAAUGUGUUGACAAGAUUGUAUUUGUUUUUCUUUGURUUUUAUUAGUUAUAGGAAGUUUACUGUGUGUAGAAAAUCCCUUCUCUGUACACUUCUAUCUUUGUUUUUUUUAAGGCAUCAAUUAUGUGUUAAUAUUGCACAGCCUUAACUAUGAAUAUUUUCCAAACUGAAAUAGGAAAUAAAAGGCAUAAAGAGUAUAAUUUAAUCACAUAAACUUUUGUGUGGGAGGAUUGUUUCCAAUAUCUGAGUGAAGUGGAAACUUUUUUUUUGUUUGGUGAUCCUGUGCUGAAAGUAGGAUGGCUUUAUCUCUAGCCAAACAGGGUAAAUGACCAAAAACCAAAAGUCUGAGUGAAUGAGGGAAUCCUCUGAUGUUCCUGUACUUCUGAAUGAACUGGACCUCCAAAUUCUAAAAGUGGGAAAAGUGCUGCUUGGUUUCAAAACAUCCCUCUUCAGAGUAAUUCACCCCCAGCUAUUUUCACAAAAAGAUAUUUCUUAACUUUUGCUUUGGGGAGAAAAGUUUGUAAAUUAUUUUUCUUAUACUGUGUCUACAAAGCCCUUGUGUAUAGACUUCUGAAAGCGUCACGCAAUGUGAAAAUUUUAUACARCUGGAAUAAAGUGUAAAUAUUUGCCAGAUGUAUGUAAAGGGUGGAGCGUGCACUUUCUGUUUUCACAUGCAUCGUUUCAGAUUCAUCUUGGUUGGACUUAGAUGUGCUGAUGUGCACAAAAACUCACAAAUUACGGUAAUAAAACAUGUCAGAGCACGA
Molecule: messenger RNA, 5972 nt
Organism: Austrofundulus limnaeus
Lineage: Eukaryota; Metazoa; Chordata; Actinopteri; Cyprinodontiformes; Rivulidae
Gene: cpda
Product: carboxypeptidase D, a
Exons: 21
Coding region: 192-4280 (1362 amino acids)
Biological process (GO): peptide metabolic process; protein processing
Molecular function (GO): metallocarboxypeptidase activity; zinc ion binding
Source: RefSeq, a predicted model, not a curated record